Necator americanus (New World hookworm) is the source of this 1191-nucleotide messenger RNA. RefSeq lists its product as uncharacterized. The coding region runs from base 1 to 1191 and encodes 396 amino acids. The record is from RefSeq and is a predicted model, not a curated record. NCBI's taxonomy places the organism in Eukaryota, Metazoa, Nematoda, Chromadorea, Rhabditida, Ancylostomatidae. The transcript is spliced from 2 exons.
AUGACGAUCUGUAAUUAUAACGCACGUACGCUUGCAUUGGAAGCGGCCGCCGAAGAUCUGAUGAUGCAAGCCAAGAAGAUCAAGUACGACGUCAUCGGACUAACCGAGACCCGAACAUGCGACAGUAGAGGUGUUGGUGGAGUUGGCGUCCUCGUCAACACGAGUACGGCAAAGAACAUCGACUCUUUCGAACAACUUACGACCCAAAUCGGACGUCUGCGAAUGAGAAGAUGUCCAACACCAGCUUUGACUAUCUUCGUCGCAACAUCAAGCUACGAAGAAGAAGAAGUCGAAACUUUCUAUAUGGACCUGGAGAAGUUCUACCGAGAAGAUCAUGCUUUCUAUGAAGUCAUAAUUGAUGAUUUCAACGCCAAGGCUGGGCCAAGAAGAACGCCUGAGGAACUUCACAUCGGGACCCACGGCCUACAGUGGAACUACCAAGGGGAGAGGCUCUCCGAGUUCAUCAUGACGACUAAGACCAUCCAUGGGAACUCGCAAUUCCAGAAGCCCUCAUAUCUACGCUGGACGUGGGAGUCACCCGGUGGAGGGUACCGUAAUGAAAUAGACCACAUCAUCGUCAAUAAAAGGUUCUGCCUGACGGACGUCGGUGUUGUACCAAAGUUCUAUACGGGAUCGGACCAUCGCCUCCUCCGAGGAAGAUUUUCCUUCACAAGGAGAGCAGAGAAAGCCGCCAAGUUCAGAGAGAGAAAUCCCAGGACUAUCAUCAACUGGGAUCUCUUCGCUAUGCUAGCCGGCUUUUGGGAAGAUUCCGCAGUGGACAACAUCGACGAGGAAUAUGACCGGCUCGUCGAACACCUUCAUGACUGCGCGGAGAAGGCUGAGAGUUUUAAAACCACCAAGAGACGCCUGUCUCUUAAAACUCUUGAGCUGAUACGCCAGCGUGGAGCAGCACGAUGCGCUAGGAACCAAAAGCUCACGUCCGAGCUCGCAAGGCUUUGCAGAGAGGCGAUAAAGGAAGACCUUAAAGAGAGAAGACCAGAAGUGCUGGCUGAAGCUGCAGAGGCGGAGAAAAACAUCAGCUAUGCCCGUCGAGACUUCGCCAGUCGCAAGAGAAGGAUGACUGCUCUCCGGAACUCGACCAUUGCAUCGAGAAGGGGAUGGAGAAAAUCAUCUACGACUUCUACUCUGAUCUCUUCGACAGCCAUGUCCACUUGCCUUCUCACCAUCUGA